Molecule: messenger RNA, 1057 nt
Organism: Gamsiella multidivaricata
Lineage: Eukaryota; Fungi; Mortierellomycota; Mortierellomycetes; Mortierellales; Mortierellaceae
Product: ankyrin repeat-containing domain protein
Exons: 4
Coding region: 89-772 (227 amino acids)
Molecular function (GO): protein binding
Source: RefSeq, a predicted model, not a curated record
GUCAAGGUCAACUGGCAGACAACGUUCAAACCAGCGACCGCAUUUCAAACCAAUCCCUCUCCUCAUCACAUACACACAGCUCAACACCAUGACCGCAGAACAACUCACCUCGCAACUGUCAUCGUUGUCCGUUCAGGAUUCAGAACACCUCGAAGAACUGAUCGAAUGUGCCCGGUAUGGCGAACUCGAAGAGAUCCAGGCCGUCGUCGAGUCCUCAGGACCUGAGAAGGCCAAAGUUCUGUUGUCGCACCAGGGCGAGUAUGGAAAGACACCCCUGCACAUGGCUGCCGCUAACGGACACAUUGCAGUAAUUGAAGAGCAUCGGAAGCAGGAUACGAGAGGAUCAGAGGCAGAAUACGAGACCUUCGAUCUUGCCAAGCGUGUUAGCGACAAUGUUGUCGAAUACUUGAUCUCAAUCAUCUCACCAGAGGCCAUCAACAUCCAGAACGAGCAAGGAAACACGGCUCUCCACUGGGCUGCAACCAACGGCCACGCCAAGGUUGUUGAGACCCUCAUUACUAAGGGCAAAGCAAACUACAAACUCAAGAACGCAGCAGGACACACCGCGAUGCUGGAGGCUGAGAUUCAUGAGCGUGAGCAGGUCGUCGCAUGGAUGUUGAUCAACACCGAGCCCGAGGAGGAGCUCAAGGAGGGCAAUGAUAACAAUGAUGAGGAUUCAGAUGAGGAUGAGGACGAGGAUUCGGAUGAGGAGGAGGAGGAGACGAAGGAUGAUAAGGCUGCUCAGGGAUCUUCAUCAACACCAAAGGCAUAGAAAACUAGAGCAAACAGAAAGGAAGAUCAAUUGAGAAUAGGAUCAGCAUACCGCCCAGCAUGAUACAUAAGUAAUAUUUGGCAAAAACAAUCUACUAUAUAAAAUAGCAAUUGCAUACAAAUCUGGUAACUCCACAUUACUCCAUACCUUUUCACGUACUCGCAAAGACCCUUUAUCCACGUACAAGUUGAAAGCUGGAUAGAGGAUGCUCUGCCAUGUCGCGUAGACCUCUCUCUCACAUAGACUCGAUGCACUCGAAGGGCCAGAAAAAUAAAAAAUCUUUUC